Penicillium samsonianum is the source of this 2487-nucleotide messenger RNA. RefSeq lists its product as uncharacterized. The transcript has 9 exons. The coding region runs from base 1 to 2487 and encodes 828 amino acids. NCBI's taxonomy places the organism in Eukaryota, Fungi, Ascomycota, Eurotiomycetes, Eurotiales, Aspergillaceae. The record is from RefSeq and is a predicted model, not a curated record.
AUGGCGUCUGUACCUCAGUCCUAUGAAAAGGACUGGGAGCGUGUCAAUGCCAAAUCAUGGGAACUGCCUAACUACGGCCCCGGUCCAGAUUUUGGUCGGGGGACAAUCUACCACCAGGACUACGAUGAGUACACGGAAAAUAAAGGUCCGGAUUAUGAUGAUGAGAAUGAUUGCGAGGACAUGAAAUAUGACCGCCCUGCCGUUGACUAUCCGCCGCACCCUACAAGUUCAACGGAACCCGUAACUGGCCGGUCUAUCUCAAGUGUACCUCCUGUACCCACGCCAUCGUCGAUUCCAAGUCAAAGCACCUUUCCAACACCGGCACUUAUUACUGGAUCCAGACCAGGUCGAGCUCAGGCACCAGAGGGGCCAAUCUUCAAUGAGCGCGGGCCUAAUACCAGCAGUACCAAUGCAUUCGCACGACAGCCGAAUUACCCUGCGCGUAAUAUCAAAUCAGGUCAACAUACCCCUCUUAAGAGGGGACAUACUGACUCACCGCAACCAGUGUUUCAGUCAAAAAAAGGCAGUGGUACUUCAACUACUUCACAAUACAGAGCUAAGUAUCCACCUAGCGCACAAGGGCAAAAUGACUCUCAUUCCAAGGCAAAGUGGCGCAAGGGCUUUCCUCCAGAUGCAUCUUAUCGUUUGCCUUAUGAGUGUCAAGUGUUCCAAGCAAAAGUUAGACAAGUAGCCACAGGAGAAACUUUCAACAUCGACUUUCGCCAGAGAAUUAUCGAGGACACUGGUGCCUAUGUGAGGAUGAGCGUGGGAAACGCCAAACUCGUUCACAUCUGGGGCCGACAAAACCAGGUUUUGGCGGCUCAGAAUAUGCUUCAGGAUAUGUUGAGUCGGUUAAUGCAGCACCGGACUUCGCCUAAAGUAUCGCGUUGGACGAAGAUACACGCGCAUUCAAAUACGAAGGUCGCCCACGCUCGGUCGCAGGAAAGCCACGAGGAAAGAUUGUCCGAGAUGCGAAAGCCACCGAGAAUUGCCACGGAUUAUACGCUUGCUUUCCUCUGGCCCUCGGAUGGCCCCUCAAUGAACUACUUUAUUACUGCCCGGCGUGAGAUCCUCGAUAUUAUUCGCCUGAAAUAUGACGUGAACAUCUACAUCAAGCCUGGCAUCCCGGACUACCUUUUCAUGUCGGGAAAUAAUGAGCGAGAUAUGUGCAUCAUUACAUCUCGAUUCCGAGAGCUGUGGGAGAGGCUAAUGGUGCAGCAUGAGACGGAAAUCAAGCUGUUCCUUGUUGCAGCGCCCCCGGUAGAAAUUAUCAGAACCCACGUCAUCCUGCAAAAGUCUGGUCAUCUUUCAAGACCUGUUAUCUGUGGACCGGAACUGGCCCCAGACGUAGCCGCGACAUGGCAGACCACUGCGGAUGAGAUCAAGGCCAAUAACAAGAGCAUUGUCACCACCCGCCUUAGGAGAGCACUGCAUGUGAUUCCUCAGUUCCGGGGAUUCCUGCAAAUGCGAGCAAAGUUCGGUUCGUUCGCGCUGCAACAGUGGCGCAAGCCGAAAGAUGGCACUUCUUACGAGUUCGCCGAGUUUCGCGAGAUGCUCACACAUAUGAACACCGAAGGGCGUUUGCUCCCGGGAAUCCGGUUGCAGCAAGAUGAAAUCUUCGACCGAGUCAUGGCAUCAAAAUUUCUUAAGCCCUGGGGUAAAGCCAAACUCCAAUCCCUCUUGAACCUGAUGCCUAGGUAUUCUGCCAACUUUGAGUAUCAAGUGAACAAUGAUUCGGUGAUUUGCGUGGAAGCGAAAUUCUCUCUCCCUCUUGGCUCGCAGGAGUUUGAAGUCAACGGAAUCCGUUGUUUCAAAUCAAAACAGAUCGGUGCUCCUGUUGAUCGUCAGAUGCCAAUGCAGAUCAGCAUGAUUGACUUUGAAAGGUCCGACUGGCAACUUGAAGUGAAGGCUCUUGAACUCUGCCCCGAAAAGGAUAUCUCCCCCGAGCUAGAAAAAUUCACGCGUUCUAUUGGUUUCCAAUGGAACCCAAAUGCAAAGAACAUUGGAUGUCCCCCCCAGCGCAAGGCGAGGUUCUCAUAUGGUUCGCCAGUCAAGCGCUUCGUCGAAAAGGCCACAAUUCAGCUGCAAGUCAAAGAUUCGCCGCAUGUAUUCGAGCUCGCCCGCUUCGACGAGUACACAUACGCGGCUGGUCACUGGUCGAUGACCCCGAAAGUGUCAUGGGGUGCAUCACUGUUCAAUCCUAGUUGGGAUGAUAUACUAGGUGAACAGGCUGAUGUCAAGGUUCUCGAUAUUUCUAAAGACGGGUGUCUGUCGGUGUUCUUUCCCCCGCCGGGGGAUGAUCAGGAACAGACGGAUAAGCAGAAAACGGAUGAUGAGCUCCGCAAGGAGGCUGAGAUCCGAAAGGUGGACGAGGAGAAUCAGCUGGGCCUUUUCAUGAGCACUGUCCAGAAGAUUGCGCGGAUGUUGGGGAAUCCGGGCGCUGAGAUGUCCGAUCUCCUUGACACUGAUCUUGGAAGUUUGUUCUAG